CUGCUCGGCUCAGCACUGAGCCGUGAAAAACAAAAUCAGAAAUCUGAUUAAAAGCAGAAUUGAAAGUAGAGCUAUGGGGGAAGGGGAACAGACUGAGUAGAAAACGAAAGCUGCUCUGUCAUUAUUGCUGUCACCGCUAUGGAUGAAGAUGACCCAGCUGAGAGCUUCCAGGAUGAGGCUUCCUGCUCCCUCUGCUUGGGCUUCUUCCAAGAUCCCGUCUCCAUCCACUGCGGGCACAACUUCUGCAGGGCGUGCAUCACCCGUUGCUGGGAGGAAGAGGAGGAAACCUUCCCCUGCCCUCGCUGCAAGGCGACGGCCACGCAGCCAAACCUGCGACCCAACCGUGAGCUGGCCAAGAUCAUCGAGAUUGCCAAAAGGCUGAGCCUGAGGGCCCCCAACGCUGGGGAGAGGCUUUGUGAGAGGCACCGGGAGGUCCUGAAGCUGUUCUGUGAGGAGGACCAGGCUCCCAUCUGCCUGGUGUGCAGGGAGUCCCAGGCGCACCGCCUACACGCCGCCGUCCCCAUCGAGGAGGCGGUGGAGGAGCAGAAGGAGAAAAUCCAGGCUCACAUGCAGAUCCUGAAGGAAAAGAAGGAAAAACUGCAGGGGCUGAAGGAGGCUGAAGAAGGGAAAAGCCUGGAAUUCCUCGAGAAGGUCCAGCAGGAGAGGCAGAAGGUGGUGUUGGACAUCAAGGAGCUGCAGAAGUUCGUGGAAGAGCAGGAGCGUCUCCUCUUGGGGCGGCUGGAAAAGCUGGACCAGGAAAUUGUGAGGAGAAAAGAGGAAAACUUGGCCAAGAUCCUGGAGGAGAUUUCCUCCAUCAGUGAGCAGAUCCGUGAGCUGGAGGAGAAAUGCCAGCAGCCACCGUGUGAAUUCCUACAGGACAGCAGGAACAUCUUGAGCAGGCUGGAGAAUGAGAAAUCCCAGAAGGUGGCAGAGAUCUUGCCUGGAGCAGAAGAAAACCCAACCAGCCCUGCUCAGAAAAACACCUCCCUCAAGGAGACACUGAUGCAGUUUCGAGAAAAUCUGACGUUGGAUCCCGACACGGCACAUCCCCGGCUGGUCCUGUCUGAAGACCAGAAAUGUGUGCGAUGGGAAGAAGCCCGGCACCCCAUCCCUGACAACCCCAAACGCUUCGAUUCGUCCCGCUGCAUCCUGGGCUGCCAAGGCUUCAACUCUGGGCGGCACUACUGGGAGGUGGAGGUGGGAGAUGGGGAAGCGUGGGCUGUCGGUGUGGCCAAGGAGUCAGUGGAGAGGAAGGGGAGGAUCAGCGUCAAACCCGAGGUGGGGAUUUGGGCUGUGGGGCAAUGUGGGGCACAGUAUCAGGCUCUCACAUCGCCCACCAGCCCCAUCACGCUGCUCUCUGCCCCCAAAGUGAUUGGGAUUUAUCUGGAUUACGAGGCCGGGCGAGUGGCGUUUUUCGAUGCCAACAACGAGGUGCCCAUUUUUGCCUACCCUCCUACGUCUUUUGGAGGGGAGAGGGUCCUUCCAUUGCUCUGCCUGGGGAGGGGCUGCUGCUUCACGUUGUGCCCGUGAGACCCCAUGGGGCAGCAACGCCUCGAGCAUCACUCAGUCAAAUGUGGGGAAACCAAAGGGUCUCAUCACCCCAAAUGUGG
Messenger RNA from Meleagris gallopavo (turkey), 1610 nucleotides. Its product is annotated as E3 ubiquitin-protein ligase TRIM39-like. The record is from RefSeq and is a predicted model, not a curated record. Lineage: Eukaryota; Metazoa; Chordata; Aves; Galliformes; Phasianidae. Gene Ontology annotation, molecular function: zinc ion binding; protein binding.